CUGUGUCUGAAAGUGACCGUUACGAUGGCAGAUGAGAAGAAAGCGCAGGCAACUUCCAAGAAGGGCGCCAAGAAAAUCAUCAAGAAGGCGCCAGCGAAAGGCGGUAAGAAGAGGAGAAAGUCCAGGAAAGAAAGUUACGCCAUCUAUAUCUACAAAGUGAUGAAGCAGGUUCACCCCGACACCGGCAUCUCCUCCAAGGCCAUGAGCAUCAUGAACUCGUUUGUCAGCGAUAUUUUCGAGCGUAUCGCGGGGGAGGCUUCCCGCCUGGCCCAUUACAACAAGCGCAGCACCAUCAGCUCCCGGGAGAUCCAGACCGCGGUGCGGCUGCUGCUGCCCGGGGAGCUGGCCAAGCACGCCGUGUCGGAGGGUACAAAGGCGGUGACCAAGUACACCAGCUCCAAGUGAGACCCCACAUUGUGCAGAGAAAACACAUCCAAAACCCAACGGCUCUUUUCAGAGCCACCCACAACUUCGCUGAAACAGCUGAACCAACUUUGUGCAAAUGAUUUUCGGUAUGUAUUAGUAAUGUCAGUCGGCUUUUUAAAAAUAAUGUAAUUGUUUUAGAACUUGAUGUGUGGUCCCUCAUCUGCCCUUUAUUUUAGGUUGCAGCCAUACCCUGUCUCGUUUCCCUGUAUCUGCAAAGAGCAUAAUUAUCUCCAAUGAAUCAUGUAUCAACAACUUCCAUUUUUUUUUCCCAAGUUCCUCUUUCACACUUGAUGACCCCGGGAAACAAAAUUAACAUCGAAUCCCUUUUUACAAUCUACUUGCUGUUGUUAAUUUUACAAUGAACCGAGAUAAAGCCAGAGCAGCUGCCGAAUUGCGAUAGCAAGUGUGAAAUAUACAAGGCUAUCCUCGGGUCUCCGCUCUCUUUCGAGGGUUUGGGUGGCUCUGAAAAGAGCCUUUGGGUUCGCUGGAAAAGGGACGAUUUGCUCAGCCGC
Messenger RNA from Stegostoma tigrinum, 938 nucleotides. Its product is annotated as late histone H2B.L4-like. The transcript has a single exon. NCBI's taxonomy places the organism in Eukaryota, Metazoa, Chordata, Chondrichthyes, Orectolobiformes, Stegostomatidae. The record is from RefSeq and is a predicted model, not a curated record. Gene Ontology annotation, molecular function: protein heterodimerization activity; DNA binding; structural constituent of chromatin. Gene Ontology annotation, cellular component: nucleosome. The coding region runs from base 25 to 405 and encodes 126 amino acids.